AUGGGCAUCGACAAGUCCCAGGACCAGACUCACAUCGAAGAUGAGAAAAUGCCGCAACCCGCACCCAUGCGACAACAAUCAGUCGCAUCUCGGCGUCUGAGUGAAGCCCAGGCCAUGAAACUGGCAGAGGAUGACACCGCCAUCGUCGACGAAGAAAUUGCAGAAUUUGAGGCUGCCCUCGAAGCACAACCGGUCAAGAGCACCUUCCUCAAUCCACAAAUUUCAUUCAAUGAUCCCCGUCACUUCACCUGGCUUCUCGUCGGGUUUGCCUCGAUGGGCGGCAUGCUCUCCGGUCUUGACCAGAGCGUCAUCUCUGGUGCCUUGCUCUACAUGCCUGACGAUCUACAUCUCAGCACGUCUCAAGUCAGUUUGACUAGCUCUGCCGUGCCCCUUGGCGCAAUCGGUGGUGCUCUCCUCCUCGGUCCAAUCAAUGAAUGGGUCGGUCGGAAGAUGGCCAUCAUCAUUGCCUUGAUACUCUACACCAUCGGUGGCGCUCUGGAAGCCGGUGCUAUCAAUUUUGGCAUGAUUGUGGGUGCAAGAGUAAUCCUUGGUAUGGGCCUCGGUCUUGAAGGAGGUACCGUCCCAGUCUACGUCGCAGAAUCGGUCCAGAAAAAAUACCGCGGCAACUUGGUCAGCCUGUAUCAAUUCAUGAUUGCCUUUGGAGAAGUCAUCGGCUAUGUGGUCGCGGCUAUCUUUGUCAACGUCCCAUCCGGGUCGUGGAGGUAUAUGCUUGGCUCCUCCCUGAUUUUCAGCACCAUUAUGCUCGCGGGCAUGCUCUUUAUGCCCGAAUCCCCGCGAAUGCUUCUGCACAAGGGCAAGACCUUGGAAGCCUUCGCUGUAUGGAAGCGAAUUCGAGGUCUUUCCAGUGCCGAAGAUCGCAAGGAAUUCUUCAUCAUGCACCAUGCUCUCGAUGCAGAGAUCCAUGAGGGCGACACCAAGCGCCGGAGAUUUGUCUGGCUUGAUUUCUUCACCAAUCCCCGUGCACGAAGAGCUAUCGUUUACGCAAACAUCAUGAUCGCGCUUGGCCAGUUGACUGGAAUCAAUGCAAUCAUGUACUACAUGUCAACUCUCAUGUCCCAGAUCGGAUUCGACAAGAAGCAAUCCGUUUUCAUGUCCCUCGUGGGAGGCGGCUCUCUCCUCUUGGGCACCAUUCCAGGCGUGUUGUACAUGGAAAGGUUCGGCCGCCGCUUCUGGGCAAACACUAUGCUGCCCUGCUUCUUCAUCGGUCUCAUCUUCGUCGGUGUCUCUUAUCAAUUGCAUUCGGUCACAGCCACAGAAGGGAUGUACCUCACGGGGAUCAUUCUGUACAACGGCUUCUUCGGAUCAUACGCAUGCCUCACUUGGGUCCUACCUAGUGAAGUGUUUCCCACCUAUCUCCGGUCUUACGGCAUGGAGUCCACCGACAUCAACCUCUUCUUUGGCAGCUGGCUUGUGACCUACUUCUUCUCCGACAUGCAACGGGCGAUGACCAAGACAGGUCUCACGCUUGGCUUCUACGGAGGGAUUGCGGUGCUGGGCUGGAUCUACCAACUUUUGUUCAUGCCUGAGACGAAGAACAAGACUCUGGAGGAGAUCGACCUCAUUUUCAGCCAGCCUACCAGCGAGCUCGUGAGACAGAAUCUCCGAAAUGUCACCCGGGGCAUGAGUGACAUUGCUCAUUUCAGGUUUAGCAAGGUUUUCUCGCCCGUGGAAGAGAGCCAUGAGGUUGAACGGCAAAUCGACGAAGUCAAGGCCUAG
Messenger RNA from Fonsecaea multimorphosa CBS 102226, 1737 nucleotides. RefSeq lists its product as uncharacterized. Gene Ontology annotation, molecular function: myo-inositol:proton symporter activity. The record is from RefSeq and is a predicted model, not a curated record. The transcript is spliced from 3 exons. NCBI's taxonomy places the organism in Eukaryota, Fungi, Ascomycota, Eurotiomycetes, Chaetothyriales, Herpotrichiellaceae. Gene Ontology annotation, biological process: transmembrane transport. Gene Ontology annotation, cellular component: membrane. Bases 1 to 1737 code for a protein of 578 amino acids.